AUGGAGAAUAAAGACAAACACGACAAAGGUCAUAGCAUUAUUUUGGAACGGAAGGAACGCGUUUCCUUCGAGGGACGGCAAAGGAUCUACAUCAAGAGCAAACCUAAACCGGUUAGGGAACUUUACCGCCAUCCAUCGGUGCGACCUUCCGGUCCCGCCACGAAGCAACCGAAAGCCAAGGAAUCGUCCUCCUCGGAGGGCAAUGAGAAAAUUCAGCGAACCCUCCAGCAGGUGAACAGCCUGAACCGGAAGAUCGAACAUGAGAUAGACAAGUUAAAGCACUUCCACGACUAUAUCCUCAAAGGCAAAGAGAUUAGGACCACAUCGAGGAGCUCGCAGAUGGCGGAUACUAGGAACAUGACAUGGAGCCAUAGUUUGGAGGCCAAUCAAGCCAAAGUCAGUCCCCUGGCUUUAAAUAGAAGUCCGGUAUCUGGUUUCGCAAAGGACUUUUUAGGAUCCCCCAAAUCGGAGGGAAAGUCACCGAAAUGUCGCACUAUUGCCGUAAAGUCUUCUCCAACCACGGAUUCUCGAGAUCUUAGCCAAAGAGCAUGUGGUGGCUGCUGUUACGGAAACUACCAAUGUUGCCAUCGAAACUGCCUCUAUCAUUCCAGGAGCCCCUGCAACUGCAUCUGCCACACAAGAGGAAACCAAGAUUGCUGCGGUUUUAAUUAUUAUAGUGGUGAUAUGUCACCUCAACAGAAUAUGCAGUUUGUCAUGCCUCGUCAAACUGUUGGAAGAAAGGCCACUGAUCUGAACACCGAGGAGAUUUGCCGCGCUCGGGGUUCCAACUCGAUAAAAGAACGUACUGCAUCACCAAAUAAUCAAAAAGAGUCAUCAUCACCAACUCGAACACGGGAUAAAAAGUGUUUAGACAGGAAUAGAAAAACUACAACUUUAAGGAAAUUGGAAAGGAUGACAAACCGGGAUGCUAAGAAUAUUGACUCCGCCUCAAUGAAGCAAUAUAACAUGAAAAAAGAAAAUCAAUCUUUAGAAGAUUGUCAGCCAGAAAGCACUAAAGUGAAAUCGGAAGAAUUAGUGAGCGACGAAUUAGUUUCCCCAAAAGAGGUGAGUAGUAAAGCUUCACCAACUAAAUUUGCCGAUGAAGACCACACGGAUGAAAAGAAGGCUCAAAUGUAUGAGGAAUAUUUCAAUAUGUAUCAAAAGGUGCACUGCAAAAGCGAAAAUCUAGGCCAAACGGACGUGGAUGCAAUUCCCACGUACUCAAGGAUACCACUUGAUGAUACAGAAUGCACGACGCAACUCGAACAAAAACCAUCUUAUAGUCCAAAUAGAAAUAAUUUUACGGAUUCAGAUAGGAAGGAAUGCCAGGAUUUUAAGGAAGAUCAAAAAGGUGAAAUAUUCGAAGAAGACAAGUGUUUUUGCCAAGUUGAUCAAAAUAGCGACCAAAAUAGUCCUGAUGAAGACAAACAACUUAAAGAAAAUUGUUGCUGUGAUGAGUUCAAUGGUGGUUCCUUAUCACCUAGCACCUCUCCAGGAUCAGGUCCCGAUGGUUAUUAUCAAGGCAAAAGACCAGGUUUAUUUAAUACGGAAGAUUUCUAUAAAGAAGAAAUGUACAGAUCCCCUGGAAGUCUCCCAACUAAUUGCGAUUAUUCGAGGCAGAAAGAACAGUCGGCUAAAGAUAGGUACUUCUACGAUUCUACUCCUGUGGCUCCAUGGAAUUAUACCAAACCAAUUAAAAUAAAUAGGUAUACAAAUCAUUAUAAAAAGGAUACAACCAUAACAGAUAUGAAUCCUCAUCAAUCCAAAUCAAUCAGAUCUAAAGAUACAAAGUUAAAGACGGUAAAAAAGGAGUGUCGGGAGGUAUCAAAACAGCAAAUCUUUUUGCAACAAGCAUCGAAUGACGUAAGUAAAUUAGAGGCUCACCCUUAUCCGCGCUCGAUUUCUGCUUAUAGUACGAAAAGCACCAGUUAUGCCUCAUUGCCAUCGCAACUAAUGAAAGCUGCUGCAGUGAGGCAGGUUCAAAAAGAGGCCCAAACAGAGACUCCAAGUCGGCAGGAAACUCCCACGCAAACUGAGACGCAACCCUCGUUCGAGAAGGCUGCCCAAGUUUGCCUGGAACAACAGAGAAGUUUUCGAGGGCAACCAACCCCACCAGGAGCAAAAUUUUCACCUCAUGAAGUCUCGUCGCACAAUGAAAGUGCUGAAACUUUAUUUAAAAACGUACACUACACACAGAAUGAAAAAGACGGAAACAUGCAAGAAAAUCUUAGAGAUACUUCUCCAAGCGCACCAAGAAUAUUAAAGAAGUCAUCAUAUGAUUCACCGAGUCCUAAAAUGAUGGAAGAUUCGUAUAGACAAGCCGGCCAAAGCCCUCAUAAAGAAUAUUAUAGUAACAUUUCAUCUUUAGAAGCCCGAGGUCAAAGUCCCAAUGGAAUCUAUCCGCUAAAUCCUCCGCCUUCGGGUUUGCACUCCAAACAAAGUCCUGUAUCCGGACAGUUUAGUCCUAGAAGGAUAAAAGAUUCGAUCAUACUAGCCAGCCAAAGCCCUCAUGAAGAGUAUUAUAGUAACAUAUCUUUAGAUGAUCGAGGUCAAAGUCCCAAUGGAAUCUAUCCGCUAAAUCAUCCGCCUUCGGGUUUGCACUCCAAUCAAAGUCCUGAAUCCGGACAGUAUAGUCCUAGAAGGAUAAAGGAUUCGAUCAUACUAGCCAGCCAAAGCCCUCAUGAAGAGUAUUAUAGUAACAUAUCUUUAGAUGAUCGAGGUCAAAGUCCCAAUGGAAUCUAUCCGCUAAAUCAUCCGCCUUCGGGUUUGCACUCCAAUCAAAGUCCAAGCCACUCUUUAAAUGCCCGAGGUCAAAGUCCCAAUGGAAACUAUCCACUCAACCAUCCGCCUUCGAGUUUGCACUCCAAUCGAAGUCCAAGCCCAGCCAAGUCCAAUCAGAAACAAAUUCCUUACACGAGUGGAAAUCGGGAGCAUUUCCAAACUCAGAGUGAUAGUGAGUCCUUCGGGGAACCUCAUAUCCCAUACCAAAAUUGUCAUCAUCAAAUCGAGCCGAGAUAUAUUACGACUCGACCUGAAUAUCACCAGUCAAACAAAAGUAAUCAGGUUUGUAAUCAUCGAUGCCCAAGGUCGUGUUUACAUUCCCCCAGAAAUUACACACGCAUCGAAAACCGGGAUGAUCCUGUUUUGGAGACUAUUUGCGAGAAGCGCACACGAAGAGUCACCUUCGAAAACGAUUGUGGGGAUCUGACCAAGGAGGAACACGUGCAGGAAACCUGUCAUAGUCAGAUCGAUUGGGAACGGGCCGCCAAAUAUCACCUGAUCGAUCAAAGCGAUGGGCCGGAUAAUACAGAUGAUAAUCAUACCUGCAGAUCCAGCAGUUCGGCGGAUCACACCUGCAUCGAAUCCAACUGCGAUGACGAGGACUUUGCCAGUUGCGAUGAGGGGCACUCCCAGAGAAAUUUCGGUAGGGUGCCCUCUUUCAAUGCCUGUCCCUGUAUGUACCAGACGUAUGUCAACCUGGCAGCCAUGUGCCAACAGGAAGGUCGCUUCAUUCAGUGA
Messenger RNA from Drosophila ficusphila, 3519 nucleotides. RefSeq lists its product as uncharacterized. The record is from RefSeq and is a predicted model, not a curated record. NCBI's taxonomy places the organism in Eukaryota, Metazoa, Arthropoda, Insecta, Diptera, Drosophilidae. The transcript has 3 exons. The coding region runs from base 1 to 3519 and encodes 1172 amino acids.